This is a messenger RNA of Oncorhynchus mykiss (rainbow trout), 1214 nucleotides long. RefSeq names its product translocase of inner mitochondrial membrane 10 homolog B (yeast) (gene timm10b). The record is from RefSeq and is a predicted model, not a curated record. Lineage: Eukaryota; Metazoa; Chordata; Actinopteri; Salmoniformes; Salmonidae.
GAAGAAGAAGAAGAAGAAGAAGAAGAAGGUACGUCCUAGGGAUACCGAGUAGCACUAACCUGAAUGUCAAGCUACUCUUUUCUGUCAUAUCAACGUGAUUAUUUUCGGGUUGUAUGUUCUCUUCAUUGUAACUAUUAUAUGUUUUUACGUAUUCAUACAUGAAUUGCACAUCGUGUGGAGACGUCUUUUUCAGUUCAAUAUAAACGUAGAGGCUGGCAAGAUAUUUCAACGCUAACGCAUUGCAAAGCUAGUGAAGCUAACUAGCCGAUUUGGACAGGACGUUACACCAUGGAGCCCGAAGCACAAAUACGAAACCUACGGGACUUUCUGAUGGUCUACAACCGUAUGACAGAGAUCUGUUUCCAGCGAUGCACCAGUAACUUCAACUACAGAAGUCUCACCAUGGACGAGGAGCGCUGUGCAGACAGCUGUGCCGGGAAGCUGAUCCGCUCCAACCACCGUCUGAUGGGAACCUAUGUCAACCUGAUGCCGGGGAUGGUGCAGCGCCGCAUGGCUGAGAUGGAGAAGAAGAACGCUGAGCUGGUCACAGCAGAGGCUGAGGCUGCAGGUGCACUGGAGGGGACACCUGACUUGGCUGAUCAAGGCCUACCUAUAGCCUCAACCGGGGGUAAAGCCUCCGCUCCUGCCCCGGGGACAAGUGAGGCUAUGACGGCUUCAGAGGUAUCAGUGAUGGCUGCCUCAGUCUUAAAGCCUGCUGUUUUAGAUUUCUCUGCAGACCUGGGUCCAGCUGCCUCACCCUCCACCCCCUCGUCCACCUCCACAGAGGUUAAACUAGCAGCUGCUUCACCUUCCACCCCAGCCUCAGAACCACUGGUGUCUUCCUCCCUCUCCCAGGCUGUGAAUGGAGUAGAGCUCACCAGGCUGACUUCAGGCCCAAUUUUAGAGUUGUCCCCUGUUAGACAUGAUCAAUCCACAGUCACUGCUGCUCCCAGUGCAACACCAAGUGGUCCCCACCUUAGUAGAUAACCAGGCACCAGUAAUGUUAGUUCCGCCCACAUUUACAUAUGGUGCCUGUAGAGGCGACACCAGCGCCUACAAUAGUGGCUCUUAUGGUUACACAGAGAUCAGCCCUAACCCCAGGCCCAGCCCUAACCCCAGCCCUAACCCCAGACCCAACCCUAACCCCAGACCCAACCCUAACCCCAGACCCAACCCUAACCCCAGACCCAACCCUAACCCCAGACCCAGCCCUU